Ilex paraguariensis (yerba mate) is the source of this 497-nucleotide messenger RNA. The record is from the annotation of a GenBank genome assembly. Lineage: Eukaryota; Viridiplantae; Streptophyta; Magnoliopsida; Aquifoliales; Aquifoliaceae.
AUGGUGCAAUGCUUUGUCCUCAGCCGGAUAUCAGUUUUGGGAUCUGCAUUUUUGGCAAUUCUGGCUGGUGGUCCUGCCGUGAUCGAACAAACCACACACCUGACUGCGUUUCGGGGAUUCGCUGGCACAUCAGUUCUCAUUCUUGUUGGUUGUGCAACAGACACGGCAAGGAAAGUGCAAGCCGAGAUAAUAUCCCAGAAGUAUAAGAACAUUGAGUUCUAUGACAUUGACAAGUACAGCCCAUAAAGAGAGAGAGAGAGAGAAAAGGCCGGAAACGUUUAAUAGGAAAGAACAUGUAACAUCACGACUAAAAAAAAAGAACUUGUAACAUUGAUGUGAUCAAUGUAAUUAGUUUUCGCCAAGAGGUAAAGUUACAAUUCACUUGCCAAUGUAUUUAUAUCGACAGCUUUUGUACAUUUACAUUUUUUACUUAUAGUUUGUUUCUUGUAUCUUGAACAAAAAUGCUGCUGCACAGCUACAAUUUUAUUCAUUUUUCG